Molecule: messenger RNA, 1832 nt
Organism: Grammomys surdaster
Lineage: Eukaryota; Metazoa; Chordata; Mammalia; Rodentia; Muridae
Gene: Cd24
Product: CD24 molecule
Exons: 2
Coding region: 80-310 (76 amino acids)
Biological process (GO): cell adhesion
Cellular component (GO): external side of plasma membrane
Source: RefSeq, a predicted model, not a curated record
UGCCUGCGCCCGCGCGAGCCGAGCACAUCUCCACGCACCGAACAUCCAGAGAGUCGCGCCGCGCACCGACGGAGCGGACAUGGGCAGAGCGAUGGUGGCCAGGCUAGGGCUGGGGUUGCUGCUUCUGGCACUGCUCCUACCCACGCAGAUUUAUUGCAACCAAACAUCUGUUGCACCGUUUUCCAGCAACCAGAGUAUCUCUGCUGCCCCAAAUCCAACUAAUGCUACCACCAGAGCAGGUGGCAACUCCCUGCAGUCCACAGCUGGUCUCCUGGCCCUCUCGCUCUCUCUUCUACAUCUCUACUGUUAGAGACUCAGGCCAAGAAACGUCUCUACUUCCCCACCUUCUAGACCCACCCCAAAUGGCAACCACAAGUCCAGUGUGACCAGGAAGAAACAGGUCCACAUCAAAUUGGCUGUUACCAUACCUCAACAGAAAACACUGAGAAUUCGAAAUUUGACCGGUUUAAAGGACUCGUGAAGGGUUUGAGAAUGGAGAGAUGCUAACAUUGAAUCUGCUGGAGUUUUACGUUCCAAGAUGAAGACAGCAUCCAAAAUCGAUGUGAUUUCCUUGAAUGUGGCUUAGGAAAUGUGGACACUUAAAGCUCUCCCUGGAAGUCGGGCAUAGGUGUGAUGUAGAGAGGAGGGUCGGGUAUGGAAUGGAGAUCCAUUGUUUUCAUUGGUUCAUUUGACCUAUAAGGCCAUAAUUCAGUUAGGUGAUAUUCAAAAGUUUCUCUGAUGCUAUUUAUGUAUAUGUUGGAAGGAACUACCAGGCGUUACUUUAAAUUCCCAAUGUGUUGUUUCGUUACUACUAAUUUAAUAUGCUAAGCUCUAGGUAGAGUUCCAUGUUGCUGAACUAUGACUGUUCUCUUCAGAAUUGAACGUUUUGCACCCUCCUUUUGUGGCUUUAGGUCUGACAUUAUAUUUGACCUUUAUUAGUAAUUGACAUGUGCCAGGCAAUGAUGGAUUGGAAUCCACCCCAAAAUGUAGCCACCACUGAAUAAAUCUGAUUUCAAAAGUCAAACGGUAGACAUUUCCCGUUGCCUUUUCUCACUCACCACGAGUACCAAAUUCACUUAAGUAAACUGGUUCCAGAGAGCAGAAUCAUGUUGACCUCAGCUGAUUUCAAAACGCUGCUUUUUAUUUUGGCGUAUGUGGAGGGCUUUUUAUAAUUGAAAGUAUGGUCUGUUAGCAAGGCAAAACUAUGAGUCUUCAGGUUCUACAGGCAAACAUGCAGAGGAGCCAAAACUGUAAACCCAGCGUUUGGGAUGUGAGGACUGGAAGCCAACUCAUUGAAUCCACAAAGUCUUUUAUACAAUUUCUGUAAAUACUUUUUUUUUUUUUUAAAGAGAAAAACAAAACCACGGAUCAGAAUAGUCACGUUUGGAAUACUUUGGUUAUCAGUUCAUAUUUUUAGAUAGUUUGACAUUGGUCCUGUGCCUGAAAGGGGGCUUGGUUCUACCGUAAGUUUUUCCAAUUUCCUUGAUACACACAUACCUUCUAAAACAUAGACAUAUCCUGAAAAACAUCUUUUGUUCGCAUGGUCACACACUGAUGCUUACCCAUUCUGGGACCUAAUAUGGCCACAGUAGUCUUGAUAACCAGAGUCAUUUUCUCCAUCUUUAGAAACCUACCUGGGAAGAAGGAGACCUCACAGACCCGAAGCUACUGUGUGUGUGAAUGAACACUCCCCUUGCCUCAUAUCUGAAUGCUGUACAACUGAUUGUAUAUUGUGUUUGUGUAUUUAUGCUUUGAUUCAUAGUAACUUCUCAUGUUAUGGAAUUGAUUUGCAUUGAACACAAACUGUAAAUAAAAGAAAGAAAUGGCUCAAA